GCAUGUCUGUGCGCACUUCAGACCAGCGGCGACAGACUGCCAAAGUCAAACAUGGAGUAAAAUGGGAGGGGGAAAAUCCUCAAUUAUAAUAUAUCACGUGGACAGAGAGGAGCCCGAUUUAAAAGCUCACAACUUAUAUCGUCUUUCGCUCCUGAGAAGGCGAGUCUUGAAGUUCCAUCAGAAUGGGCUGUCUUUUCUCAGACGCAUCUGGACGACUGCAGCAACGGGUCAUGGAGAGGUGCCCAUAGAUGUGCCAUUCAAGUACGGACCAUGCUCAUCUUGGACUUCUCGUUUUCUAAACUGCUCAAUCGAUUAAUGCAGAGCCGCCAAUCAUAGAUUCCGGAGAGACAAGUUGCUCAUACGGAUUUGCCCUUCUUCAUUAACGGGAGCGUCAAAAUCACCUCCGCCACUACAUUGGGGACGUGAGAGCACGAGGCCGGCGUAAGAUUCGCACUACCGUGAAGAUGAACAUCCAAGUGCUGCCAGAACAUAAGCUCUCAUCAGUUGCCCCGCUUAAACAGUGCAAUGUGGAAAAAAAGGAAGUUGAACUGAUACUGGUGAAGGACCAGAAUGGGGUCCAGUACACUAGCUCGUCUGUCAUUCCCAACUGCAGUGGCGGUCCCCCAGAAGAUGAUGAAAGGGAAACUUGGGGAAAGAAAAUGGACUUUCUACUGUCUGUUAUAGGCUUCGCAGUGGACUUGGCCAAUGUGUGGAGAUUCCCUUACUUGUGUUACAAGAAUGGAGGAGGUGCCUUUUUGAUUCCAUACAUUCUGUUCCUGGUCAUUGCUGGGAUGCCCUUAUUCUACAUGGAGUUAGCCUUGGGCCAGUACAACAGAGAAGGGGCCGCCACAGUCUGGAAGAUAUGCCCUGUGUUUAAAGGUGUGGGUUACACUGUCAUCAUCAUCGCCCUCUAUGUUGGCUUCUACUACAACGUCAUCAUAGCCUGGUCUCUCUACUACCUGUUCUCGUCCAUGACCGGUGAGCUGCCAUGGCUUCACUGUAACAACAGCUGGAACAGCGAGAACUGCACUCUCCCCAAGCACUUCAACGGCUCCUUCUUGGCCAAUGGGACAUCCUACGCCAAGUUUAAGAUCACGCCGGCGGCGGAGUACUAUGAACGGGGUGUGUUGCAUCUCCAUGAGAGCAGGGGCAUCCAGGACCUGGGCUUACCUCGCUGGGAGCUCACUCUGUGUCUUGUGGUUGUGGUCUUCAUCCUAUACUUCAGCCUGUGGAAGGGCGUCAAGUCCUCAGGCAAGGUGGUGUACAUCACAGCCACUAUGCCCUACGUGGUGCUGUUUGUGUUGUUGAUCCGAGGCAUCACUCUGCCAGGUGCCAUGGAUGGCAUACGGGCCUACCUCCACAUCGACUUCAACAUGCUCAAUAACCCCAAGGUGUGGAUCGAUGCUGCCACUCAGAUCUUCUACUCUCUAGGAGCAGGCUUCGGGGUGCUCAUCGCCUUCGCCAGCUACAACAAAUUCGACAACAACUGCUACAGGGAUGCUCUCCUGACCAGUACAGUGAACUGUGUCACCAGCUUCUUCUCAGGGUUUGCCAUCUUUUCUGUGCUGGGUUACAUGGCUGACAAACAUGGUGUGAAAAUAGAGGACGUAGCAACAGAUGGGGCAGGAUUGGUGUUCAUUAUCUACCCAGAGGCCAUCUCCACUUUGCCCGGCUCUACGUUUUGGGCCAUCGUAUUCUUCAUCAUGCUGCUGACGCUGGGUAUCGACAGCUCUAUGGGUGGUAUGGAGGCAGUAAUUACAGGCCUCACUGACGACUUCAAAAUCCUCAAGAGGAACAGGAAACUGUUCACCUUCGCCACUGCAUUCGGCACUUUCCUGGUUGCCUUGUUCUGCAUCACUAACGGAGGCAUCUAUGUCCUUACUCUACUAGAUAACUACGCAGCAGGAACCUCUAUACUGUUCGCGGUGCUGAUCGAAGCAAUAGGGGUGUCCUGGUUUUACGGAGUGGACCGUUUCAGUGAGGAUAUUGAGCGCAUGAUGGGCUUCAAGCCAGGUCUCUACUGGAGGCUGUGCUGGAAAUUUGUCAGCCCAGCCUUCCUGCUGUUUGUGGUGGUUGCCAGCAUCGUGACCUCAACUGGCCUGAAUUACGAUGACUAUAUCUUCCCUCAGUGGUCCAACGUGGUUGGUUGGGGUGUGGCCAUGUCCUCUAUGCUCUUUGUCCCCGUCUACGCCAUCUACAAGUUUUGCAGCGUGUCAGGCACUUUCAAACAGAGGAUAGCUUACUGCAUCACACCUGAACAUGAACAUCACCUAGUGGCCGAGGGGAACAUCAGGCAGUUCACGCUUAAGCACUGGUUGGCCAUCUGACACCCAACAGGCUGCCCAACAUUCCUCACUGUCCAAAAUUCCAGCAUGUUGGAGCCACGGCAUUCUGGCGGCAGACAUGUCUACCAUGAGCCUCCGGUCGGAGGGCGAACAGGGAGAGCCAGACUUGAACUUUUCUCACCUCUGACCUACACUGCCCCUUCCCUCCCUCAGUCCCUGGCUGGCACACUGGCUUUACACAAUAUCAUACAUUUUGUUAAUGUAUUUUGCUUUAUUGUUUUUGACCAUACACUUUUUUUGUUUUGUUUAUAUAUUAUUCAUACAUUUUUCCAACGAGCCACGUAUUAGCCAAGACACACUCUUCACUGUUCAAAAGCUAACAUUUUGGAGGGGGGAUUCAUGGAUACUUAUUUUCCUUUCCAUGUCCGUGUAUAUUUUGAUUUAAGCUGUGCUUGUUUCUGCAGAGUAAGACACUAAAGCCAAGAGAAAAAAUAUUGCUUUCAAUGUAUAUUUUUACUAUGAUUUUUGUUUGCUCUGCUUUGUUUAUACAGGGUGUGUAAGACAGUGAAAGCAAGAGAAAAAAUAAUCAAUCAGAAUCAGUCCACUAUGUAAGGUGUAGUACAGGAUAGGGAUGGAAAAUGUAAUUAGCUUCUUAUUUUUUUAAGACCCUCAAGCCGUAAGGAUAGUAAUUGAGUUGUUGUGCUGUCUUUGAGAUGCCAAGUAGAUACAGUAAGUAAUUAUUUGGAGGGAAAGUCUUAAUUCUUUUGAAAGAGCAGCUUAACUGUGUCAGUGCCUUAUCAAGGAAGACACUUCAGAACCAGUUCAAGGUUACUCUUCACCACCCCUACUUAACAUCUCUGCAGAUCUCAACUGUGGAUUACAUAUGCGCCCAGUUACAACCAUGGCUAUUCAUUCAGUUGAAAUGAUUCCUUUUUGAUCCUUAAAAUUAAAGAACUUGAGGUUUACCAAGGUUAUUCACCUGGGCUUGUGUUAUGUGCAUAGAGACAUGCAGCUUUUGUCAACUGUUUAAAAAAAAAAAGGGAACAAUUUAUAUUUGAACUUCAAUUUGUUUUGCAGUCAGGGUCAUUCCAAAGCUCUACUGAAGGCUCAACAGAUGGGCAGUUGUUUUUUGGUAGUAACUUAUGACUCAAUGAUUCCAUAUUUCCUCUUCAAAGAAAUGCGUUACAUUUUCUUCACCUUGCAAAAGCGUCUUACAGUGUGCUUUCAUGAAGAGAUGUGUGAGGAAGGCCCUUUGGCAGGUUUUGUUUUCCAGAACUUCAAAAGCGUUGUGAGCAGUUAAUAUCUAAAAUACAGUCAUAUGUGUUUUACUUUCUAAGGAAUGAUGAAGUUACUGUUUUGAUUGUUGGCCAAGGAAGAAAUUGCUUGUUUAUCAAAAAAAAGACUUGAAUGCAGUUUUAUAACAGGAAGGUUCAACUAAACUAAUUACUUUUCCUAACUUUUGGUUUAGUGUCGUUGCACCUUUCCAAUGCUUUGUUACAUGUCUGUGAGGAAAAAUUAGUAGCUUAUCCUUCAAAGAGUGUAUGUGUGGUUUUGUACUGUAUGCGUGUUGUUGUGUGCGUGGAGGAGUGACAAGUGAUCUUAUGUUGCCUCAAUUGUGCUAUAAAAGUGUUAUGUUAAAUGGACAAUAACUUCUUUUUUUUUUCAUUUAAUCUUGAUUUACAGAACAUUCACCACCAUUGAAGUGCCAAGUUGUUUCUUUUUCAGUGUCUCUGUUCUGUUUUGUAUCUAUUUAUUGCAAUUGAGUUUAAUUGGAAUUUUGAACCGUAUAUCGUUAAAAAAAACUAUUGGCAGGAUAAAAGCCACACAUAGGAAUUUAAUAGUAUAUGGAAAUAUAAGAUAUGAAAAAUAUAUAAAUAUAUUCUUUUGUUAUAUAUCCAAUCUUGUAUUUAUCAAAUUGUUUAUAACAAAACGUGAAUGUAAAGUAUUUUAAACGUAACUGUCUGCUGUUAUAUCCCGGUGUUCGAUGUAGGUAAGAUGAACUAUUUACAGAUGUAAAUGUUAAUUUACAGAUGUUCUUCAGCGUAACCUGGGGCAAUUUUGUCACGUGAAUGUAGGCAAAUAAGCCCUGGCUUUGCUGAACAAUGUUUACAGAAUACUGUGUACAAUACAAGCGUCCAGUUGAACGUGAGUGACAAAUAUCUAUAAAGAAGUAAGAAUAUGCACACUAUUAUAAUAAAAAAAUUCUUCUA
This is a messenger RNA of Hypomesus transpacificus, 4495 nucleotides long. It is a transcript of the gene slc6a2, whose product is annotated as solute carrier family 6 member 2. Lineage: Eukaryota; Metazoa; Chordata; Actinopteri; Osmeriformes; Osmeridae. The record is from RefSeq and is a predicted model, not a curated record. The transcript has 15 exons. Gene Ontology annotation, cellular component: presynaptic membrane; neuron projection; neuronal cell body membrane. Gene Ontology annotation, biological process: dopamine uptake involved in synaptic transmission; sodium ion transmembrane transport. Bases 465 to 2327 code for a protein of 620 amino acids. Gene Ontology annotation, molecular function: dopamine:sodium symporter activity; norepinephrine:sodium symporter activity.